AUGUGUUUGUCAGCCUUAGAGGCUUUGCUGCCAGACCCUGCUUUCUCAGCUGUGAUUCACGACAAACUCCAGGUCCCCAACACUAUCCGGAAGGCAUGGAAUGACCGGGACAACCGCUGUGACAUUUGUGCCACACACCUGAACCAGCUGAAGCAGGAGGCCAUUCAGAUGGUGGUGACCUUGGAGCAGGCAGCAGGCAGUGAGCACUAUGAUGCUUCGCCUGGCUCACCCCCACCGCUCUCCACCAUCCCUGCCCUGGUGGGGUCCCGGCAUGUGGGUGGGCUCCAGCAGCCCAGGGACUGGGCCUUUGUGCCUGCCCCCUAUGCCACCUCCAACUACACAGGCUUCGUCAACAAGCAUAGCAGCAAACCCAACAGCCUUGGGGUCAGCAAUGGAGCCGAAAAGAAGAGUGGGUCCCCAACCCAUCAGGCCAAGGUCAGCCUCCAGAUGGCCACCAGUCCCAGCAAUGGGAACAUCCUCAAUUCAGUGGCCAUCCAGGCUCACCAAUACCUGGAUGGUAGCUGGUCCCUGUCAAGAACCAAUGGGGUCACCCUGUACCCGUACCAGAUCUCCCAGCUGAUGACAGAGAGUGGCCGGGAGGGACUGACAGAAGCAGCGCUGAACCGCUACAAUGCAGACAAGCCUUCGGCCUGCAGCGUCCCGGCCUCGCAGGGCUCCUGCGUGGCCAGCGAGACUUCCACAGGCACCUCGGUGGCCGCCUCCUUCUUCGCACGAGCUGCCCAGAAAUUGAAUCUGUCUUCUAAGAAGAAGAAACAUCGACCUUCUACUUCCGUGGCUGAGCCACCCCUCUUUGCCACUAGCUUCAGUGGGAUUCUGCAGACCUCUCCUCCCCCAGCCCCACCCUGUCUGCUAAGGGCAGUCAACAAAGUGAAGGACACCCCAGGCCUGGGCAAGGUGAAAGUCAUGCUUCGCAUUUGUUCCACCCUGGCCCGCGAUACCUCAGAAUCCAGCUCUUUUUUGAAGGUGGACCCACGGAAGAAGCAAAUCACUUUGUAUGAUCCCCUGUCUUGUGGAGGUCAAAAUGCCUUCCCAAAGAGAGGCAACCAGGUUCCUCCGAAGAUGUUUGCCUUUGAUGCAGUUUUUCCACAAGAUGCUUCUCAGGCUGAAGUAUGUGCUGGGACCGUGGCAGAGGUGAUCCAGUCCGUGGUCAAUGGGGCAGAUGGCUGUGUAUUCUGUUUCGGCCACACCAAGCUGGGAAAAUCCUAUACCAUGAUUGGAAGAGACGAUUCCAUGCAGAACCUUGGCAUCAUUCCCUGUGCCAUCUCUUGGCUCUUCAAGCUGAUAAACGAACGGAAAGAAAAGACCGGUGCCCGUUUCUCAGUCCGCAUCUCAGCCGUGGAGGUGUGGGGGAAGGAAGAGAACCUUCGGGACCUGCUGUCGGAGGUGGCCACGGGCAGCCUGCAGGACGGCCAGUCCCCAGGCGUGUACCUCUGUGAGGACCCCAUUUGCGGCACACAGCUGCAGAACCAGAGCGAGCUGCGGGCCCCCACCGCAGAGAAGGCCGCCUUCUUCCUGGAUGCUGCCAUUGCCUCCCGCCGGAGCCACCAGCAGGACUGCGACGAGGACGACCACCGCAACUCACACAUGUUCUUCACGCUGCACAUCUACCAGUACCGGAUGGAGAAAAGCGGGAAAGGGGGAAUGUCUGGAGGUCGCAGCCGCCUGCAUCUCAUUGAUCUCGGCAGCUGUGUGAAAGCUCUUAGCAAGAAUCGGGAAGGAGGCUCAGGGGUGUGCCUCUCACUGUCUGCUCUGGGCAAUGUCAUCCUGGCUCUCGUCAAUGGCAGCAAACACAUUCCAUACAAAGAGAGCAAACUCACCAUGCUGCUGCGGGAAUCUCUGGGGAACAUGAACUGUCGCACCACCAUGAUCGCUCACAUUUCGGCCGUGGCCGGGAACUACGCAGAGACCCUGUCCACGAUCCAGAUCGCAUCGAGAGUCUUGAGGAUGAAGAAGAAGAAGACAAAGUACACCUCCAGCUCCUCUGGGGGAGAAAGCUCCUGUGAAGAAGGCAGAAUGCGCCGGCCCACCCAGCUGCGACCCUUCCACACCAGGGCCACAGUGGACCCUGACUUCCCGAUCGCCCACCUGUCCAGCGAUCCUGACUACUCCUCCAGCAGCGAGCAGUCCUGCGACACCGUCAUCUACAUUGGGCCGAACGGCACAGCCCUCUCAGACAAGGAGCUCACCGACAACGAGGGUCCCCCAGACUUUGUCCCUAUUGUGCCAGCCCUGCAGAAGACCAGGGGCGACAGCCGGCCCGGAGAGGCAGGAGAGGCCGCAGCCAGCAAAUCAGAAAGGGACUGCUUGAAGUGUAACACAUUCGCCGAGCUGCAAGAGCGACUAGACUGCAUCGAUGGCAGCGAGGAGCCCAGUAAGUUUCCCUUUGAAGAACUGCCUGUCCAGUUUGGGGCAGAGCAGGCAAGGAGAGGCCCCCCGUCAAGCCAGGCUGCUGGGGCAAACUCACGCUCAGAGUCUGAUAAGGAAGACAACGGGUCUGAUGGGCAGCUGACUGACAGAGAAGGCUCUGACCCCCCGGCCCCGAAGGUACAGCGGAAUCACUCACCCGUGCCUGCCGCCGCACCCGCCCACAGCCCCAGCCCUGCCUCACCCCGGAGCAUCCCAGGCGGCAGCAGCCAGCACCGCACUUCCCAGCUGGUGCAGAGCCCCAGCCUCCAGAGCAGCCGGGAGAGCCUGAACUCCUGCGGCUUUGUGGACGGCAAGCCCAGGCCCAUGGGCUCCCCCAGGCUGGGCAUCGCCAGCCUGUCCAAGACCUCGGAGUACAAACCACCCAGCUCUCCUUCCCAGAGAUGCAAAGUCUACACCCAGAAGGGGGUCCUGCCAGCUCCCACCCCUUGUGCCCCCUUGAGCAAGGACUCUGGCGUGGCAUCCAGCGAGUCCUUGCUGCAGCCUGAGGUACGCACCCCCCCAGUUGGAAUGAGCCCCCAGGUUAUGAAGAAAUCCAUGUCUGCUGGGAGCGAAGGGUUCCCAGAAACCCCCGUGGAGGACGAGCCUCAGGCAGCAACUCCUCCAGAUGCCAAGAAAGAGAUCCUGAGCACCACCAUGGUGACAGUGCAGCAGCCCCUGGAGCUGAACGGCGAGGACGAGCUGGUGUUCACGCUGGUGGAGGAGCUGACCAUCAGCGGCGUGCUGGACAGCGGCCGCCCCACCAGCAUCAUCAGCUUCAACAGCGACUGCUCCGUGCAGGCCUUGGCUUCAGGUUCCCGGCCCGUCAGCAUCAUCAGCAGCAUCAGUGAGGACCUGGAGUGCUAUUCCAGCAUGGCCCCCGUCUCCGAGGUCAGCAUCACGCAGUUCUUGCCCCUCCCGAAGCUGAGCCUGGAGGAGAAGGCCCGGGAGGCAGGGAGCAGGCGCUCCUCCAUCAGCUCCUGGCUGAGCGAGAUGAGCGCUGGCAGUGACGGCGAGCAGUCGUGCCACAGCUUCAUAGCCCAGACAUGUUUUGGGCACGGGGAAGCAAUGGCGGACCCUCCGGCCCCGGAGUUUGUCGGCGGCAUCCAGAACACCUCCGUGGUGUGCAGAGAGAAGCCCAAGACGGGCCCCGACAACCUGCUCAUCUUGUCCGAGGUGGGGGAAGAUGCUUUCAGCAAAGCAACCCCCAUCAAAGGCUGCAAGAUAUCCACGCUGGGCAAGGCCAUGGUCACGAUCUCCAACACCGCGAACCUGAGCAGCUGCGAAGGGUACAUCCCCAUGAAGACCAACAUCACAGUUUACCCCUGCAUCGCCAUGAGCCCCCGGAAUGUCCAAGAGCCCGAGGCGUCCACUGCGGCCCCCAAAGCAGCCCCCAGAGCGGCCCAGACCCAGGAGGGUAAGGAAGUCAGUGCGAAGAAAGAGAUGAAAUUUGGGGACCCCUGGCUGAAACGGGAAGAGGAGGUGAAAAAAGAGAAUGCUUAUCCCAACGAAGAAGGGGUUAGGCGUGAGACUGCCACUGGCCCCACAAAGGCCGAGGCCAGACCGGAGCAGGAACAGGACAGAAAGCCCAGCCCAGGUGACAGGCUCAGCAGCAGCAGCGGGGAGGUGUCCGCCUCCCCGGUGACCGACAGCUUCAGGAGGGUUGUGGACGGGUGUGAGAUGGCCCUGCCCGGCUUGGCCCCCCUGAGCCCCGUGCACCCCCACAGGGCCGUGAAGUCCAGCAGCCUCCCCAGGGCGUUUCAGAAGGCCAGCAGGCAGGAGGACCCGGACGGCCUCUUCUACCACUGUGCUGCCGAGACCAACGGGGUGGGCACCCCGCCCUCAAAGGCCACACUGGAGAGGAAGGUGGCGUCCCCCAAGCACGGCGUCCUGGCUCGGCCCAAAGGGACUCCGCCGCUGCCCCCUGUCCGCAAGUCCAGCCUGGACCAGAAGAACCGGGCCAGCCCACAGCACAGCGCCAGCAGCAGCGGCACCAGCAGCCCCUCGAACCAGCCGGCCGCCUUCCUGGCCAGCUUCGCGGACGAGCCCAGCGGCAAGACGAAGGACUCCAGCAGCAGCAGCAGCAGCAGCAAGCUCUUCAGCGCCAAGCUGGAGCAGCUGGCCAGCAGGACCAACUCCCUCGGCAGGACCACGGUCAGCCACUACGAGUGCCUCUCCCUGGAGAGGGUGCCAGCAGCAUGUCUGGAAUUAAAAGAUGGAGGCCUGGUGAAGUGGGGCCUCCCCUUUCCUGCAGCUCCAGCAGAUGCCCCAGAAACUGCCCAGGAGGCUUUUUCUCUCAGUCAUGAGAAAUCCUCCUCAAGGGAGUAUGCAGUCAUGCAGAUGCCGUUUUACGAUGUAGACAUCCCCAUCCCAUCCACUCACCCCACGGAACUCAGUUGUUCUCAGAGACGGAGGCUCAUCCCAGCACUGUCUCUCGAUACCUCCUCCCCCGUGAGAAAACCUGCCAACAGCUCUGGGGUCCGCUGGGUGGAUGGCCCCUUGCGGAGCACCCAGAGGGGCCUCGGGGAACCCUUUGAGAUUAAAGUCUAUGAAAUCGAUGACGUGGAGCGCCUGCAGCGGCGACGAGGAGGCACCAGCAAGGAGGUCAUGUGCUUCAAUGCAAAACUGAAAAUUCUGGAGCAUCGCCAGCAGAGGAUUGCUGAGGUCCGAGCCAAGUAUGAGUGGCUGAUGAAGGAGCUGGAGACGACCAAACAGUAUCUGAUGCUGGAUCCCAACAAAUGGCUCAGUGAAUUUGACUUGGAGCAGGUUUUGGAGCUGGAUUCCCUGGAGUACCUGGAGGCGCUGGAGUGUGUGACGGAACGCCUGGAGAGCCGCGUCAACUUCUGCAAGGCCCAUCUCAUGAUGAUCACCUGCUUUGACAUCACCUCCAGGCGCCGAUAGAAAGCUGGACUCCUGUCCUAGCAGUCCCCUCGCUCCCUAGGACUUCACGGAGACGUCACCUGCCCCCAGGCCCUCUGUGCUGGUGGCAAAGACAAUGAAUGAGGAUGAAGGUUGGUGGCAAGUCUGGAGUGAGCGUUGAGCGGAAGGCGAAGUUUUCUUUUGUUUUCUAUAGGAAAGGUGCAAACGCCAAACACCCAUGGAAGGAGAAAAUGAUGGCCCAAGGGAUGUUGAAGCCCCGCGAGACUGAAAAAGCACUUUGAGGAACUUUAAAGACCUUGUUUGUACAUAAGAACUGCUAGCAAAAGACACCUCACUCUUCUCUUGCUUUAGUGAGAAAGGGGGAGGGUGGACAUAGGAUUGCUGUGGAAAGAGAACGUAAAACAACAAAAAAUGACCCAGAACGACUAAGUGCCUUGCAAAUCUUUAUUAUUAUCCAAACAUUUAUGUUCAUACUUUCUUGUGUACAGAUGGUGCUAGUCAAGAUGAAAACUACAAAACAAAAAAGAAAAACACAUUUUUGAAAUGUA
Carlito syrichta (Philippine tarsier) is the source of this 5852-nucleotide messenger RNA. RefSeq names its product kinesin family member 26B (gene KIF26B). The record is from RefSeq and is a predicted model, not a curated record. Lineage: Eukaryota; Metazoa; Chordata; Mammalia; Primates; Tarsiidae. Bases 1 to 5325 code for a protein of 1774 amino acids. The transcript is spliced from 16 exons. Gene Ontology annotation, biological process: microtubule-based movement. Gene Ontology annotation, molecular function: microtubule binding; ATP binding; microtubule motor activity.